This is a messenger RNA of Nicrophorus vespilloides, 1711 nucleotides long. RefSeq names its product lipid storage droplets surface-binding protein 1-like. The transcript has 7 exons. The record is from RefSeq and is a predicted model, not a curated record. NCBI's taxonomy places the organism in Eukaryota, Metazoa, Arthropoda, Insecta, Coleoptera, Silphidae. Gene Ontology annotation, cellular component: lipid droplet; cytosol. The coding region runs from base 32 to 1453 and encodes 473 amino acids. Gene Ontology annotation, biological process: positive regulation of triglyceride storage; lipid storage.
CACGAGAAUCGCUCGGAUUAGAUUUCAGUCAAUGUGCAGCGACCAAAGACGACGGUUCAACAUUGCCACAACAAAGAUGCAUAAUCAAUCGAAGCCGAGGCAGUUGCAUCUUCCCAAAUUGCAGGCCGUCCAGAGGUUCAACAAUUUCCCAAUCGUCGAAUCCGGAUGGUUCUACGCCGGGACGGUCUACAACCGAAUCAAGAACUCGAACAGUUUGUUCUGCUGGACGUUCGAUCAAGCUGAGAAUUCCAUCUACAAUGUCAUCGAUACGGCUUCUCCAGCCGUCUUCCUCUUCGAAGGUCCAAUCUCCAAGAUCGAUCAAAUCAUCUGCAAGAGUCUGGACAUUGUAGAGCAAAAGGUGCCGUCGAUUCAUUUACCGCCAAAAAUGAUUUAUUCCAACACCAAGCAGUACGUGAGCGAUGUUGGGGAGAAGAUCGUGAGGCCCGUGCUGAAGCGCGCCGAUUCCGUCAAGCAGAUCGGUAACUCCGUCUUGGCCAGCAAGUACACGGCAUUCGCUGCUGAUAAACUCGAUGGAGCUCUUGAUAUUGCCGAUAAGUACGUGGAGAAGUAUCUUCCUGCAGAUGUUUUUGAUAGUCAGGGCAACGAGGAUGUCGCCUCCGAGCCUGUGGUAGGACCGGCGGGAAAAGCCAUCCAGACAAGCCAGCACAUGUACAGAUUCUCGAAGAAGCUGCAAAGACGAUUGACUAAACGCACUCUACUAGAAGCUAAAGCUCUGAAGGACCAAAGCGCUGAAGCCAUCCACGUUUUAGUCUACGUUGCAGAACUGAUCGCAACGGAUCCGAAGAUGGCUCUGCAGAAAGGUCGUGAGCUUUGGAUGAGCUUGAGCAAGGACGAACCCGAGAAUCAGGCUCGUCCCGAGAACAUGGAACAACUGAUCGUCCUGCUGACGAGGGAAACCGCAAGACGCGUUGUGCACCUGGUGAACUUUACCGCGCAAGGAGUUGGGAAGAUUCCGAGGAGGGUGAGCCGUCUCGUCCACGGCAUCGCGAAUUCCUGCUUCCAACUGCUGGACACCAUCCUGAAGAGAGUUCAUUUGGAUGCAAUCGGUCAGAGCGUCUGGACGUCGGCCAAAACCAAUGCACAAAAAUUAACGGUAGUCCUUAAGCAACUGAAUAUCCGCACCACAGAUCUCCUGGAUCAACUGGUCCAACAACUCGCUCAACAAAGUCAGCAGUCGCAGCAGCAGCAGAAGAAAACCACGUCCGUAUCGAUAACGAACUCCAGUCCGGAGGUCGAAACAAAACCGAUGGACAGAUCGUGGACAUCACCAUCAUCCCCGAAGAAUCCUCAAAGCACCACUUACCAGCACCAGCAGUCGUCGUCGAUCAUACAGGACACGCUGCGUCCACCCCCGGUGACAAGGACCCAAUUAAAAGCAACCCACCGAAGCGUUCCAAACGUUUCCAACGGAGAGUUCGUCGUAAAGUCCUGAAGCAGAAGGCGCGUAAACGCAACGCGCACUAACAUGUGCGAACAGUUAAAUUAUUAUUAUUGUUAUUAUUAACCUAUUCUAUUUGUUUAACUAUUUAAGAUAAUUGGCCACCGCAACGGCUCAUAUUGAAAUAAUAUAUGAUGUUGAAGUUGCUCGGCAAAUUAUGCAAUAUUAUAUGAAUAUAUAUAGAUCUGUAUCAUUGUUUUCUGGGGGAUUUUAAAUAUAUAUAUAAAUCGAUAAUAAAACGAAAUAAACGAA